This is a messenger RNA of Durusdinium trenchii, 1619 nucleotides long. The record is from the annotation of a GenBank genome assembly. NCBI's taxonomy places the organism in Eukaryota, Dinophyceae, Suessiales, Symbiodiniaceae.
AAAGUGUUGCAUGUCAUGUUUGGACCUUGAGAAUUUGGGUAUUUACGGUAUCACCUGAUUCUCAACCAACGCGCCACUGAUACCAAAAUUCAGUCCCCUCAAGUUUUUUGUUUCGGACCCGAUGGCAAACAAGUUGUGCCCGGCAUGAGACCCAACGCCACAAGAGUACUGCUUGCUGUUGCGUUGGCAGCUACUUUGCAGUGGGCAAGAACACCGGUGUUUGCAACACAACGGGCUAGAAGCGGGCACAUGACUCGCAGACGUGUUGCAGACGAGCUUUCACCAGUGCUUAAUGCAAUGCAAGAUCCAAAUUUUCAAGCUGCAGCUACAAGUGCAUGGUUUUUUGUGCAAUCAACUCUGACACCUGCAGCCGAGCUGGUGCAAAGCCUUGGACAAGUGCAAGAAUUUGCCAGGACCUGGGGAGAGCAAGAGCCUUUUGAAGGCAAGGAUGCGGACAAACAUGUUGAAAAAUUGACAGGCACGAUUGAAAAAGCCAUAGCUGCAGGGAAGAAUGUUCUGAUCCCGACUGCGCAAAAGGCAGAUUUGCCUCUUGAGCCAAUCAGAGGUACACCCUUCGAGAAACUCAUGGUUGCAACGCUUCAGAAUACAAACAUGGCUGGAGUCUACGCACUGCACGCAGAGCCCGGUGCCGGAAAGUCAACUGCUGCAACGCUGGCAGCACUUGAACUGAAAGGGAGACAGCCGAAGGAUGUAAUCGUUGUUUUGCAGAACGACUUGGACAGGCAACUGAAGUCCUUCUUCUGCUUCUCCAACAUCGAAUUUACUGCGGAAAUUGCCCGCCCCUUCUUCACCAUGUUGAGGGGGAAGGGGAUCAGACUGAGGUUCAUUCUUGACAAUGUUCUUUCAAGUACUGCAAUGAUUGAGCAAUCUGGAGAUAGAUUGAGAGUGCUCGCCCGGGCUGCGAAUGACAACCUUCACCAGGUCAUUAUCAUCGUGGAGAGUGAAGCUGCAGCGAAGGACAUUGAAGACCUCAGUCUCGGUGAUACAACGCGGAAAGGGGAUCAGAUGCCAGCAGUGUGGUACCGAUGGUCUAAAGAAGAGACACUGGAGCUCCUGAAUCGUAUAAGCGAUAUACAAGAACUCUUGGAGAAGCAGUUAGGAUAUGAUGGAGAAGCUGAAGAACGAAACGUUCUCCUGGCUGAGGCUCUAGAGCGUUCGGAAAUCCCAGAAGUACCAAACGAUGCAUCAUGACUGGAGAUAGACCAACUGCACCUCUCCCUAUCCCAGGUGGCGCUGGGACUGCACCACCAGCUGUUUGGGUGAGACAAAUCCGCAAGGACAACAAUGGCGGCUCCGAGUUCAUCGGCAAUGCCUUCCAAAUCACUGGAGCGGUUGGUGACAUAGAUGAUCUGAAGAAGGCGAUCAAGAAGGAAGAAGAACUAUCCAUUGCACCUUCCAAGAUAAAAAUAUUUAGCCAACAGGAGGAUGGCAACUGGAGCAAAGAAGACGAAGAGGCUUCAAUUAAACGCGGUGUCUCCAAGUUGGACUGCUAUGGUUACCUCAUUCCAUAGAGGCUCUCUCUGACCCGACUGUGAGCAUUGGACGGUUUCAUUCCAUGUGUCAAAUUGCGACUUUCUUUUGCUCCGUGCAUGUGCGUC